AUGACGAUCCCAAUGACGGAUGAAACAAGAUAUGUUAUUGAUGACAACAUGCCUGCGCAGGUUCAAUCUAAAGUCAAAACGAUCGAUACUGUCCUCAGUACUCAAUCAUCACUAAAAGAACUUUCUAUUGAAGAUGAUCAAAUGCAAGAAGAUUUGAAGAAUUUAACAAAGUUUAAACGUGUUCUAAAUCUUUUAAAACAAGAGGAAGAAAAGUUUUCAAAAACGAAUGGCGUUAGAACUUUAGCCAAACAAGUGUUAGAAAUCAGAGAAACAAUUGAGAAGGUCGAAGAAAAAAUCCAAAAGUUAAUAAACAGGAUAAAGACAAAGAAGGCUGAGAAAAUUACUGGCAUCUUACAUGCUCAAGUCGAUGGUACUGGAACUCAUAACUUGUUCGAUAAGCUGAGUAACAUUGGAAACGUUCCUAUCUUUUCAAACAACUUUCAGCAAUACAUUAAAAAAUAUGAAUUCGAUGAUGUUUUUGAUAAGGAUAAUCGAAACACUGAUCCUCGUGAAAAUGAAAUCUUAUGUGAGAUUAUCAAAGAAGGACGUACUGAAAGCUUAGAUGUUGCAAAAUACUCGAAAGAAGCAAUUGUGGGAACCUUACAUGAAUCCUCGAUAAAUCCAGUUAAACAACGUUUAUACGAUCAUAAAAUUGAUCAGAACAUGAGAUACGAGAAAUUCUUGAUUAGCACUGUUAUUGAGACAGUGAGGAAUGCUACUAAAGAGUUUAAAAAAUUAAGUAUUGAUACUUCUAUUGAGAACAAACAGAGGAACCAAGCUCUAAUUGAUUUGGAAACAUAUGAAAUAUUUUUAAACAAGUUAACCACUAAGAAGAAUAAAAUUACAAAUGAGGCUAAACAGGAUGAUGAUAUUUCAAAUCUCGAUCAGUUAAUGGAACUCGAUGAAAAAAUUGAAAAAACUAGUAAUAUAAUUCUUAGGUUACAAAAAAGUUUAGAAUCAAUUGAUUCCUAUAAAGAUGUUAAGAGGUUACAUGAAAGAAAUGAUUCCACCGGUAAAUAUUACUUAUUCGAUACACUUACCUCAAAAAAUAGGAAAUUUUACCCUAAGGAUUGGGUAUUUAAGCAUAAGAUGACUAAAAUUGGAAAUAUUCCUGUCUUUUUGAACAACUUUCAGCAAUUCAUUGAAAAGUAUCAAUUCGAUAAUAUUUUUGAUCCACAAAUUCAAAACAUCGAUCCUCGUGAAAAUGAAAUCUUAUGUGAGGUUAUCAAAGAAGGUUUCAAUGAAAGUCCUGCCAUAAUGAACAUCAAUACAGGUGACAUCUUUAGAAUCAUUCGUGAUUUAAAGAAGAAAUACGCAAGCCUUUUCGGUAGAGAUAUAAGACAAAAGGCUUGGGAAAAGGUGUUGGUGGAUACAACUUGUAAGGAUACUGAUUUGUUAAUGAAUGAACUUCAAAAGUUAGUAUUAAUGGAAAAAUGGACCCUGUCACAAUGUUGUCAAAAUUGUCCAAAUCUUACACACAUUUUAAAAGAGGCAAUUCUUGGAACCUUACAUGAAUCUUUGAGAAAUCCGGUUAAACAACGUUUACACAUUUACUCAAUUGAUGAAAAUGAGAGAAUUGAAGAAAUUCUAAUCAAUAUCGUAAUUGAAACAGUAAUGGACUUGAGUUCAACUGACUCUAAUUAUUCGGAAAGAAAUUGUAAGUACUGUAAAUCGGAAUUACACAGCUCGGUAAACUGUAGAAAGAAAUUAAACAAAAACUUAGGCCUACCACGUCCAGCUACUCAAAAGGUAAAUAUUCGCAAGGUUCAACCCAAAAAAAAUACACUAAAACUGGCACAAAACUAG
This is a messenger RNA of Saccharomyces kudriavzevii IFO 1802, 1806 nucleotides long. RefSeq lists its product as uncharacterized. Bases 1 to 1806 code for a protein of 601 amino acids. The transcript has a single exon. The record is from RefSeq and is a predicted model, not a curated record. NCBI's taxonomy places the organism in Eukaryota, Fungi, Ascomycota, Saccharomycetes, Saccharomycetales, Saccharomycetaceae.